AUCUUGAUGAUUCACGAAACAGGACCCAGGACUCCUAAAGCCAACCCCAAAGAGCUGGGACAAUGCUAUGAUGAAGACAGCAGCUUUGAUGAUGAUCAAGUAGUCAAUAAUGUCCGUAGCUAUUUCCUUAUAAUGGAAAACUUCUUUAUUUGUGCUUGAGAUGUUAAUAAUCUUGAAGGUCCAUUGUUGAUUUGACUGAUACACAGGCAUGGUGGUAAUUAUUGCCUGCGUUGUACUGGUUGGCCUAUUCGCUUUGCAGCACUAUGGUACUCACAAGGUGGCCUUCUUGUUUGCACCCAUUGUAAUCAUCUGGCUCAUCAGUAUUGCAGUCAUCGGCAUGUAUAAUAUCAUUCAUUGGAACCCUAGAGUAUUCCGUGCCCUCUCUCCACAUUACAUUUUCAAGUUCUUUAAAGAGACUGGAAAAGAUGGAUGGAUUUCUCUCGGUGGCAUAAUUCUCUGUAUUACAGGUACUGAAGCUAUGUUUGCAGAUCUUGGCCACUUCACUACUACAUCCAUAAGGGUAUGUGAAGCUGAUCUUUAUGGUAUUGGAGGGUUAUGGCUUCAUUUAUAUCUAUGGGGCGCACUCCAAUGGUACAGGUUCCACCAUAAGCUUCUGGUGGUACUGGGCAAAUGUGGUGGUCUACGUGAUGUAUUCACAUGAUCCAACUUGUCUAUCGGAUGCGUCACCUCAG
Messenger RNA from Magnolia sinica, 692 nucleotides. RefSeq names its product potassium transporter 7-like. Gene Ontology annotation, molecular function: potassium ion transmembrane transporter activity. Gene Ontology annotation, cellular component: membrane. Gene Ontology annotation, biological process: potassium ion transmembrane transport. The record is from RefSeq and is a predicted model, not a curated record. Bases 209 to 661 code for a protein of 150 amino acids. NCBI's taxonomy places the organism in Eukaryota, Viridiplantae, Streptophyta, Magnoliopsida, Magnoliales, Magnoliaceae. The transcript has 2 exons.